This is a messenger RNA of Stylonychia lemnae, 4356 nucleotides long. The record is from the annotation of a GenBank genome assembly. NCBI's taxonomy places the organism in Eukaryota, Ciliophora, Spirotrichea, Sporadotrichida, Oxytrichidae.
AUGAAAUAGAUCCGAUAGAAGUAUCAAUUGGAUAAGUCGUUGAGAAAGUAAUAGACUUAUCAGUCUUCAAAUGACCUAGAUAGUGGUUCAAGAGUUUCAGGUAACAUGUAUUUUACGAUAACCUCAAAUAAGAUUACUGUCAACGCAACUAUUUCACCUCCUUAUCCAGGUUAUAGAGUUUUGAAAAUCUCAAAUGUUUGUACAAUAUCAGGCAAAUGCAUUGAUGUAGCAGUACCAUUGAUAAUAUGGCCAAGUAUACAAACUCAAGAUGCUCCAAAAACACCUCCUUAAUAAUUGUGCUCUUCUACUUAAAACUAUCCAAAAGUAUUAGGACAUCCAAGCUAUGCAUCAUUCCAUACGGGAGCAGAUGUUGAUUAGGAUAAUGGAAAUUUUAUUGCAUGUGGAGGUCUCGUUGACGGAAUGGAUUAUAAUACAAAUUAAUAUGGAAAUUUUGGGAAAGCUUAAGGAUUUAUACUUAUGUCUGAUAUCAAUGGCAGAAUAUAUUGGUUUUACUCCUCAACCCUAAGCUAUGCUGUUGAUAGAUAAUUUUUUACUUCAUGUGCUUUUAGUUAAGACAAGUAUAUUUACAGUAUUUUCCUUAAUAUUAAUAACAACAAUAUUGGGUUAAUUAAACAAACUUACGAAAAAGGAAAAAUAUAAUACAUAAAGGUUGUAAAGGGACUUUAUUACUCAGAAGAAAUGGCAGUAAGGAUAUUUACAGAUAAAUACGAUGCAAGAAAUAUCUUUAUGAUGGGCCAAAGGUACGACAAUGGUAACGUUGCGAAUUACAUUAUGAAGAUUGAUGUUUCAUAGUAAGUGCCUCUGCAUGUAUGGUCUAGUGACUAGAGUUUUAGUGGUUAUACAAUAUAUCACAAAACUCGAACAAUCUUGCCUCAUAAAGACCAUAUCUAUUCAAUGGGUACAAUUAUUCCCAAUAACUGGUACUUUUAACUUACCAAAUAGGAUAAAUAAACAGGUUAAGCUCUUAAAAUGAGACAUUUCUUGAAUUGGUAUUUAAGUGAUUUAAUGUAGAUCCAAUUACUUAUUGAUGAAAAUACUCUUUAUGUUUAGUCUUCUGAUCAAAUAGUUUCUCCAAAUUAAACAAACUAUCUUAGAACAUAUGAUUUAAAUCUUAUGUCCUCUAAUAUUCAAUCAUUUUACAUUGAUGUUAAAGAUAAAAAUCUUGAUUCUCCAGAAUCGUGUAUGGCUUUCCAAGAUGUUGAGAUUACUUAUACUUACAGUAAUCCAAAUCAAGACUAUUCAAAUCUAGUUACCCAAAAUAUUUGGCCUGGAGAUUUUAGAUUUACCCCUUAUUAUGGGUUAUAUAUAGAGAGUAAGCAAUAUCCUACAGAAGUUUAAUUCUAGUCUGCUUUAUACCUUGGUUGUAUUGGUUUAAUUCCUCAAUUUGAUAAGCCUCUUGAGAAUUAAAUAAUUACUCUCCCGUCUGAUCCAGUUGAAUACACAUUUAAUUGGCCAAAUGAUUGCAAUCAAAACUAGCUUACGUUUACUUGGAAUGUGGAUAGAAUGACUAAUGCUCCAAGCUUCAUUAAAGUUUCUAAUACAUCAUCAUCUGUCACAUUAAAUUUAUCCCCAACUACAAAGAAUGUAGGAACAUAUUCUCUUAGGUUCAGAUUUUCUAUUAUUGGAAAGCCUACAAUAUAUGCUGAUGGAGUCAUUAUUGUUGAAGUAUAUCCUUAGAUAGAAUAUGGAUAAGAAUUAUCAACUGAGUAAUGUGCAACAAGAGUUACACCUGCUAUAUUCGAGAAAUCCUCAUCUUAUUUUUUAUACACAGAUAUGGACUAAACAGGUGACUUCCUUUUAACUUGUGGGGUAACAAAAGAUUCAGACUUGACAUACAUUAACACCUAUUAUAAUUCAUUCAUCUCUGUUUACUAUAGAUUCAUUGCACUUAAAUUUCAUUUAACUUUUGAAGCUAGCUAAUUUGACAUCUAAGGAACCAUUUGUAAAUUUGGUUAUAAAGAUUUGAUUUACAGCAUUCAUUAGAAUUACUAUUCAGCAUCUUAAACUGAUACUUUAAUGCUUUUCUAACAUGAAAAUAACGGCAGAUUUUUUAACUCGUCUAGCAUAAGAAUCUACAAAAAAAUUCUGAAAGCUGAUUACAUGUGGAUUGAUCCAGAUAAUGGUGAUUAGUAUAUAUCUGGGAGAACGCUGUAUUAGCCAAAUCACUAUAACACAUUGGCUGCUUUCAUUCUUAGAAUAAAGCAUGAUUAUUCUUAUGUAUUCUUCAAAUCUUAUCAAACCUAUGAAGAACUUGAAGCUAGAAUGUUUUAAGUAGAUACAACAAAUAACUUUAUCUACUGGUUUUCAAAGCAUUAGCAAGAUGAUGGUUCAUACAUAUGGGGAAGAAGACUUUAUGCUUCAAAUAAUUACAUGUAAAGAGAUAGCGAUAAUAAAAAUCAACUUUCAAGUUUGCUAUUAAGUUAAAAAUACUUAUACACAUGCCUUCCAUACAAUCAUAAUUCUAAUGAAGAUUAUGCUGAACUUCAUCUUACUCAACAUAGAGUUUCUGAUGGAAUUAAGCUCUAAUCUAUACAAUAUUCAAUAAGUUGGACACCAACUACUUGCAUAAUUUACUUAUAAAAGUCAAAAAAUCUUAUUUAUCUGUUAUAUGGAGCUUUUGGAUUCAAUUCCCACAUUGCAGUAGCAGAUAUUACAAAUGAAAAUGCAAUGGCAUUUAAAUACGUUUAGAUGAAAGUUUCAACAGCAGUAAUAGUUCCUCUAUAAAUGAUGUUUGAAGUAGGAAAUGUGUUAUGGUAUGCAGUUUUUCGAGGAUCUUUACCUAAUAUAUUAAGGAUUGGGAAAUUCAUAAAUUUCUAAACUUUUGAAUGGGAUGAACCAUGUUUAUUCUUCGAAAGUCCUAUUAAUUAUUUUGCAUCUAGAUAAUUGCCAUAUGGCCCUGAUGGAGAUUAAAGUGUAUAUUGGUCAAAUCUUGAUAUGUUCUUCGAAUAAGAUAUUACUAAAGAACGCUAUGAUGCAUAUUCUUCCUUCGAUUUGGAUUUUCGAGUUAUGCAAUACAAUAAUAGAACAGCUAAUCUUAGAAUGAAAUCAGAAGAUUGCAAUAUUUUUUCAAAUCCUGGGUUGGUCAAAAUAUCUGAUAGAUUGGGAGAGCCAUUUACUGCAAUCUCUGGUGGAUUUCCAGUUGAAGUAAUUAAGAAUAGUCCUCCAAAACCUAAAGAUUAUAUAAAAAGUGCCACACUUUAUGCUCAUCAUAGCCAAACAUGGCAAGUAUAUCUUGACUAUGACUUAGAAUUUGAUGAAGCUAAAUUUAGUGUCUCCUUGCUAAGCAGUACUAAUGCAACUAUUACUGCAACUUGGCUUGAUAUCUCAUAUUCUGACAAUCAAGGCAUUGAGUUUUCAAUAUUAAACCCUCCUCAGCCACCUACAGGUUUAAACUUGUCCCAAUAUUACAUAAGAGUAAAUGUAUCUGAUUAAUUCUCUAGAUUGACGCCAAAUCUAACAUUUAUUGAUUUGAAAAUUCUUAGAAACUUUUCGCCUUUCCUUUCACCUCUAGUGAAUUAGACUAUCUAAUCAAUUUACAUAACUAAAUCCUUUUCUUACACUUUAUGGUACUAGAAUUUUACAGAUAAUGAAAAUGAUUAAGUAAUUAUUGAUUGCUAAGUAUAUACAACAGCCUUAAAUAAAGAUUGGAUAUCUAUAGAAGUAAAUAAAACCAUGCCAGGAAACAUUACUUUCUUUGGCCAAACACCAAGGGAUAAUAGAUUUGUUGGAAUUUAUACUUUUAAGUGUAGUGCUGCUGAUUAAUAUGAUGGAGCAUUAAAUAUCUUUAAUUUCACUCUGAAUGUCCAGGCUAAAUAGUAGAUAGUUAUUUUAUAAUCAUAGCAUAAUGUAUCAUUCAGACUGCCAGCAACUAAAAAUUUGACAUUCUUAAAUUUUAGUUAAGACCCUUUAAAUGAACCUAACUACUAUUCAUUGCUUGUUAAUAAUACUGCAUACAACAAUAUAUCGCUACCCUGGCUUUACUGGAAUAAUGAGACUUUGGAAAUAUUUGCACAUCCUUUUUCUAAUAGUUAAGGAGGAAAUCAUUCGAUCUCAAUUAAAUUUGAAGACUAUAUAUCUUAGUCUAUCUUUUUAAACUUUACUCUAGAAGUAAUUUAAAACUAGCCAUUGGUUCCAGCCAAAUAACUUAACGAAAUAAUGGUAAUAGCAAAUACUUGGUUCUAUUAUGACUUUGUAAAAACAUAAAUAUUUAUAAACCCAGAAGGAUAAUUCUCUUCCCUAUUUUAUUUCGAAAAACUUUUCAAAUGGAACAAUCGGUGGAUUUACUUCGGACGAAAAUAUUGGAAAACAUAAUAUAGAGUGCGUUGGAAUAGAUGA